AUGUAUUUACAUGUCAAAUCUAAUAUACAACUGGGAACUUUCCAAUUGCGAAAACGUAAUUUGCGCUUGAGUGAGACAUUCCUUGAAGAUCUAAAUAUGUUGCCCAGUACCUAUGAGAAGGGAGAGUAUUUUACAUUUCUGGAAAUAUAUGGAACUCAUUAUUCACAGAGAGGAACCAUUGGAGGAAAAUAUGAAUUAAUAUACGUGCUGGAUAACCGAACUAUGACAUCACAACGGAUCACUACAAAAGAUGUAAAUGAAUGCCUAGGCUUUAAUUUAAAUAUUGAGGCCAACAUAUUUUUCGCAGAAGUCAAAACGAAGAUUAAAAAUGAAAAAUGUAAAAGGUUACAGUCAGAAAACGGUUCUGAGAAUGAAAAAAAAGGCAUUAUCCAAGAUAUAGUCUCUCUGAUUCAAGGUGGAACAACAGCUACUUUAACAAAGCUGAAUGAAAUGCUUUCUUCAAAUGUCAAUUCAGUUGAUGUUGAACAGUAUGUUGAAUGGGCUGCUACAUUACCUCAAGCUCCUGCUUUGAUCAAACAAGAGAUGGCCCCGAUUUCUGAACUUAUCCCACUGAAUAUCCCAGACUCCCGACUAAAGAAAGUAAAUCUGGACAGAGCUGUAGAGGAUUACGUGGCUGAAUACAGCGUAUGCAAAUGCAAACCUUGUCUACACGGUGGAACGGUGAUCCUGAUAGAAGGGAAGUGUGAAUGUGCUUGCACUCCAUUUUACAAAGGAGAAGCCUGUGAAAUACCCACUUCAGAUUUGAGACCAGCUGAUACAGCCAUUCAUGGGAGCUGGAGCUGCUGGUCUAACUGGUCCACCUGUCAGCAAGGACGACGCCAGCGAACAAGAAAAUGUAAUAAUCCUGCCCCUGGAUAUAGGGGCAGGUCAUGUCCUGGCGCAAAUUUAGAACCAGGCCAUUGUUAAUUUCAGAAGAUAACUAACAGACGUUGCCAAUAUUGAUGACUGAUGUUCCAUUUAAACAACGGCAAACAGAUUUUUCUAAGUUUAUAUAGCAAUGGGGGAAAAACUGAAGAAUUAAAUAUAAAUUGUUGCAAGUUGCUAAACAUAGAAAAUGUUUGGGUUUAUCAGAUUUAGAAUUGUAUUCUGGUGCUUCUUGUUUGAUCUGGCUGAAAGUCUGGGUUACCAUUAAAAAUAAGAGAUUAGUACAACUGGAUGGCACGCCUACU
Molecule: messenger RNA, 1190 nt
Organism: Notechis scutatus (mainland tiger snake)
Lineage: Eukaryota; Metazoa; Chordata; Lepidosauria; Squamata; Elapidae
Source: RefSeq, a predicted model, not a curated record